This is a messenger RNA of Lingula anatina, 3807 nucleotides long. RefSeq names its product histone-arginine methyltransferase CARMER. Gene Ontology annotation, biological process: chromatin remodeling; peptidyl-arginine methylation, to asymmetrical-dimethyl arginine. NCBI's taxonomy places the organism in Eukaryota, Metazoa, Brachiopoda, Lingulata, Lingulida, Lingulidae. Gene Ontology annotation, molecular function: histone H3R2 methyltransferase activity. The record is from RefSeq and is a predicted model, not a curated record.
ACCCGACACAGCAUGGCGAUUCACCGGAACGUGCACCUGGCUUCAUUUAAUGAACAAACGGGGCAAUUCCACACAAAAUCAGAUACCAAUUUUGAUAUAGAAAUCAAAAAGGCUGCAGAAGGUGCCAAUCUUAUAUUCUACUCAGGUGGUCAAGUGGCAUACAAUGUGGUAGCAAACAAAAACACAGAAGUCUCUUCAUUAGGCAGCCAGUCUCUAGUAGUGUCUCUUGAUAGUGAGGGGAUCCUUUUAAGGUUUCCCUCUCAAACCGAUGUUCAAGCAUUCCAACUACAGUUGAAUCAAUACAUAAAACCUGACAAGGGGUCAAUAUUUGAACAAAGGACAGAAGAGGCUUCUGCAGCACAAUACUUUCAGUUCUAUGGGUACCUUUCACAACAACAGAAUAUGAUGCAGGAUUACAUCAGAACAUCCACAUAUCAGAGGUCUAUGCUGGCCAAUCCUGUGGACUUUAAUAACAAGGUUGUUCUUGAUGUCGGUGCUGGCUCUGGAAUAUUGUCUUUCUUUGCUGUCCAGGCUGGGGCCAGGAAGGUGUACGGUAUUGAGGCCAGCUCUAUGGCAGUGCAUGCAAAGGAAUUGGUGCACCAGAACAAAUUAAGUGGCAAAAUUGUGAUUGUUCCUGGGAAAGUGGAGGAAGUGGAGAUCCCAGAGCCAGUGGAUGUGAUCAUCUCAGAACCCAUGGGCUAUAUGCUGUUCAAUGAGAGGAUGUUAGAGAGCUUUCUGCAUGCCAAAAAGUGGUUAAAACCUGGAGGUAAAAUGUAUCCUUCAAGGGGAGACUUACAUGUAGCCCCAUUUUCUGAUGAAGCUCUCUACAUGGAACAGUAUUCUAAAGCAAAUUUUUGGUACCAGCAGUCAUUUCAUGGUGUGGACUUGAUGUGUCUAAGAGAUGCGGCAGUCCAAGAAUAUUUCAAGCAACCUAUAGUGGAUACAUUUGACAUAAGAAUAUGUUUGGCCAGGUCAGUGAAACACACUGUUGACUUCCAAACUGCUGCAGAGUCAGCCCUGUACACCAUAGAGAUCCCCCUGACCUACAGCAUGCUGCAGACAGGCACAAUCCAUGGCUUGGCCUUCUGGUUUGAUGUGGCUUUCCUGGGAUCACAACAGCAUGUGUGGUUAUCAACAGCCCCCACAGAACCGCUGACUCAUUGGUACCAAGUACUGUGCCUGCUGCAGACGCCAGUGUUUGUCAAACAGGGGCAGACACUUACAGGGAAAGUGACACUCAAGGCCAACAAAAGACAAAGUUAUGAUGUGGAGAUUGAAAUCAACAUCCCAGGGACAAAUAACAAGUCGGUCAACUCUCUAGACUUGAAGAACCCCUUCUUCCGCUACACAGGCCAUACUCCUCAGCCUCCACCCGGUCAGUCAACACAGUCCCCCACUGAGGCUUACUGGAGUACUAUGCAAAUAGCCAGUGCACAACAGCUGUCCAAUAACUUAGUGAAUGGUUACGUCAAUGGUGGUCUAGCUCACCAGCAGGGCGUGGUUCAGACAAACCUUGUGCCUCUUGCUAAUGCUGCUCCAGUGAACCCUGGCAGUAUACCCAGUGUUGGAUUUGUGUCUCAGGGUAAUGCCACCAGAACGUCUGUAGGAGGGGGUAUCUCACCAGCUGUAUUUACUACACAAAACCAUCAGGGUCUAGGCCAGUCUAACCAGUUUCCCGUGAGCAACCAGUUCAUGAUAGGUGACUAUGUGAUGCCAGGGAACAUCAUGCUGCCUGACCAGUCACAGCCUAUCAACAUGAAGACAAAUUCCAGUGUAGGACAGCAUUAGCACACACCAACACCAUGUAUAGGCUUAAAGAGGCUGCGAACUUUAGGGAGGGGGGUUAGGGAAAAGAAGGUUAAAUUUAGUAUUUUGAUAAUGUUAAGCUUGCCUUGUAGAUUUUACUUUCAUUGUCAACUCACAUCAGCUUGAUAAGUGGCUCCCAGCACCCAUUACUAUACUCCAUACUGUACAAUUAUUCCUGAACAAUAAAUAAAGCAAAUGAAGCCUGCAAGUGCAACAUUAUAUAUAUAUAUAUAUAUAUAUAUGGUGGUUGCCAGUGCAAAGAUGAUUGACAAAGAAUAAUGAAGGGAAAUGCUCUGUCUGCUUGGAGUUGAUUUUUUGUCUGAAAAAUGUAGUUCUCUAAGAUAAGAAAUGAUGGUGUGAUCACAGGCAUUACAUAUCUGACAGCAAUACAGCUAGUAGACCACAGUGAAUGGUAGCUGCUUAGAUUAUUUUCACUUCUUAAUAUAGAAUAAAAAGGUUUACAUUUGAAUACUGAAAUCCUAAAAGUCUUUUGAGGUCUACAUUGCAAUUGCAGGCUUGUCCAUGCUGUUACAACUUGUGGGGAACAAAACUAAAUUGGAAGUGCUAGAAAGCUUAUGCAGCUAUUAUCACUUUUAUCAAGAACGUAUUAAGUUUUACCUAUUUAUCCAAAACCUUAAUGAACAGAUGGAUUCCUGUCAGUCCACAAGAUCCUGUUAUAAAAUAUUUUGAUAGAAUGAAGUAGAUAGAAAAUAUUUUCAAGAUUGGCACAGUAUAGAAUUCAAAUUGUAGUAGUGCAUGACGAGCUGAGGGAUUCUAUUUAAGCUUGCUCUGCCUGUUUGUCGAAUCUACUAAGAUGCUUUUGAGGCAAUCAUUACUACAUGGCUGCUUCUGGUGACUUAAAUUUGGUUGAUUUUCAUCUCACUGAUAUACCUAACAACCAAGGAACAUUUCAAAAUUGGUGAAAACUAAGAGGGUUGUUCUUCUUGUGUUUAAAUGUUAAUUGAUAGUUGUCAGAAGAGAUGCUGUUGCUUUUGAAUGGAUUUUCUGCUACUCAAGGCUGUAUAUUACAAUAGAUGAGGGUUAACAGGGACACAAAGGUUAUGUAUAUAAAACAUUUCAAUGUAUUUGAUGAAUUUCAAGGAAUUUGAUUACAAAAAUCUCAAUCAGGUAUCACUUUUGACCUGGUACUCAUACAUUGUUGUAAAAGUCAGGAUAAGAAAUUUUAAAGAAUCUGAACAGACACUUUCAUUUGUAAUAAAAUUGUUUCUGAUAGGUGCAGUUCCUUUUUGGUAAGUGUCAUAUGUGCAUUCAUUUUUAAAUGGAAUAUGAUACAUUUUUUCCAAGGAAAUUCUUCUAAAAUUAAGCUUUACCCUAUUAUUUUCACAAGUUGUACAUUGCUGGAUUUGGUUUUGAAUUUGAAGAAUUAAGAAUAUUUUGAAAUUUCGUACAAUCGAGAUUAUAUAAUUGCCAUUGCUGUGCAAUGAAUGCUGCAUCCCAGUCUUGACUUGUAGAUAGUUUCUCAUACCUGACGUAACAAGUCUCAUUAUAACACAAUUGUAAAUAAAUGUAAGGUUUGUUCAUUAUUGUCAUACUGUGUAUAGAGGGUUAAAAAGACACUUGGGUGGAAAAUGAGAAAGACCGAUAAGAUUUUUUAAAUGACUUGUAAGCACAGCACCACAUCCAAGAAUGACACUUAAUAAAAAUAAAAUGGCUAAUCUAUAAAUUAGUAUGUACUUAGAUAUUCCCUUUAUCAAAUGUGACAAGUACAAGGUAUUUAAUAUUUCACCCAAGGAUAUACUGAUGUUAUAAUUUGAGAGAAGCUAGUAUUUGCUUGCUUGUCUGUACUACGACCAGAACAAAUUUUAAACAAGUCUUUCUAAUGUUACACAUAUAUCUUUAUAUAUAUAUAUUUACAUAUUGUCAGUGAUACUUCAGUUUGAUAGAAUUUCAAAGUUUCAACCAAUGGAUAUUAUUGCAAUGUUAUUAAUAUUGUCACUAUAUUGUUCAUAGUGACUUGGCAAAUAAUAACUUUUAAAACAA